Podarcis muralis (Common wall lizard) is the source of this 9123-nucleotide messenger RNA. It is a transcript of the gene CYLD, whose product is annotated as CYLD lysine 63 deubiquitinase. Gene Ontology annotation, biological process: protein deubiquitination. Gene Ontology annotation, molecular function: cysteine-type deubiquitinase activity. The record is from RefSeq and is a predicted model, not a curated record. Lineage: Eukaryota; Metazoa; Chordata; Lepidosauria; Squamata; Lacertidae.
AGAGCAGGGGCGGGGGUUGGCUUGGGCCAGGCAGCCAAUAGGCAGGAAGAACCGGCGGCGAGCGGCAGGAGGCGGGAGGGAGAGCUGGAAUGGCAGCAUCAGCGGUGGCAAGAGCAGGGUCAUCCGUUCUGGAUUUAGCUCAUUAGGACAUGGAUGAAGAAUCAUUAACUCACUAUGGGAAAUCGAACAGGGGCCUUUUAGUAGGAGCAUCUAAUUUCUUGGCAGUUAUGUUGGCAACUUGGCUUUCUUGAACGUUUCUUCUUUGUACUCAUACAAAGCUUGAACCAUAUUGAAUCUAGGUUUGUGGAGUUAAAAAAAAAAGGCAGCAUGUCCUAUUGGGAAGAGCGUAUAUUUUAUUUGCUUCUCCAGGAAUGCAGCAUUGUAGACAAACAGACUCAAAAACUGUUGAAAGUACCCAAGGGAAGCAUUGGCCAGUUCGUUCAAGACCGUUCUUCAGGAGGACACACCAGAAGCAACCCUUCGUCAAAAAGCAAAAAAUUGCAGAUAGGAAUCAAGAUUUUGGAGCAGCCCCAUGUGGUCCUCUUCGUGGAAGAAAAAGAAGUUGUUGAUAUAGAUGAGAAACGAGCAGAACUGCUGUUGGCAAUUACCAAUUGUGAGGAGAGAUACAGUAUAUUUAAAAGUAAAGGUAGACUGAGCAAGGGUCUGCACAUUGAUGUCGGCUCACCGGUGAAAGUACAGCUGCGAUUAGGUGAUGAGAAAUAUCCUGGAGUUGUUCGCUUCAGAGGACCAUUAAUACAAGAAAGAUCACUCUCUGGGAUAUUUUUUGGAGUGGAGCUUCUGGAAGAAGGCCGUGGUCAGGGUUUUACUGAUGGACAGUACCAAGGCAAACAGCUGUUCAGAUGUGACGAGGACUGUGGUGUGUUUGUUGCACUAGACAAACUAGAGCUGAUGGAAGAUGAUGACAAUGAGCUGGAGAAUGACUAUGCAGCUCCAGUUGACUCAAUGCAGGUAGAACUUCCUCCUUUGGAGCUCAACUCCAGGGUUUCUGUGAAGAUAGGAAAGAAUAUAGAGUAUGGGACAGUUAUAUUCUGUGAUGUCUUACCAGGAAACGAGAGUUUAGGAUACGUUGUUGGAGUGGACAUGGAUAAUCCAAUUGGAAAUUGGGAUGGAAGAUACAAUGGACAACAGCUCUGCAGUUUUGCAAGUGUUGAAAGCACACUUCUCUUGCAUAUCAAUGAUGUUAUUCCAGAGGCUGUGUCUCAAGACAGGAGACCUCCCAAACUUGCCUUUACAUCUAGAAGUGGCUGUGAUAAAGGAUUCAAUCAUAGUAAGCCAAAGUCUACAGGUGCACUCUCAGACCCUGGAAAUAGAAACAGAUCAGAAAUUUUCUACACUUUAAAUGGCUCUUCAGUAGAUUCCCAACCACAGAUGAAAUCAAAAAACACAUGGUGUAUUGAUGAAGUUGCUGAAGAUUCUGCAAAGUCCCUUAACGACUCCUCUACUGGGUUUGGGCACUCUUCGCCGCCGCUGCAGCCUCCCCCAACGAACACUUUAUCUGCCGAAAACAGAUUCCAUUCCCUGCCUUUCAGUCUGACUAAGAUGUCCAGCGGCAGCAAUGCUAUUGGACACAGUCCGCUCUCUUUAUCUGUACAGUCGGUUAUUGGAGAGGGGAACGCAGGGGCCACCCAGGAGAGCACACCGCCGAUGGUAGCGCCCAUCAACAUGCAUGGGCUAGAAGCAGGUUCCUUGGCGGAAGUAAAAGAGAACCCACCUUUCUACGGAGUAAUCCGUUGGAUUGGGCAGCCUCCGGGAGUCAACGAAGUGCUAGCGGGGCUUGAACUGGAAGACGAAUGUGCAGGCUGUACUGAUGGAACAUUUAAAGGAACUCGAUACUUUACCUGUGCACCCAAGAAGGCUCUCUUCGUUAAGUUGAAGAGCUGCAGGCCAGAUUCCAGAUUUGCUUCAUUGCAGCCUGUGUCCAACCAGAUUGAACGCUGCAACUCCUUAGCUUUUGGGGGUUACCUAAGUGAAGUGGUUGAAGAAAACACUCCCCCCAAAAUGGAAAAAGAAGGUCUAGAAACAAUGAUUGGAAAGAAGAAAGGGAUUCAGGGUCACUAUAACUCCUGCUACCUGGAUUCCACCUUGUUCUGCCUGUUUGCAUUCAGCUCUGUUUUGGACACAGUCUUGCUUAGACCAAAAGAGAAAAAUGAUGUAGAAUAUUACAGUGAAACUCAAGAGCUUCUGCGGACAGAGAUAGUGAAUCCUCUCAGAAUAUAUGGAUAUGUGUGUGCAACAAAAAUAAUGAAGCUGAGGAAAAUCCUGGAAAAAGUGGAAGCAGCUUCAGGGUUUACCUCUGAAGAGAAGGAUCCUGAAGAAUUCUUGAAUAUUUUGUUUCAUCAUAUUUUGAGAGUAGAGCCACUGUUAAAAAUAAGAUCAGCUGGUCAAAAGGUUCAAGACUGCUACUUCUAUCAGAUUUUUAUGGACAAGAAUGAGAAGGUUGGAGUUCCUACAAUUCAGCAGCUACUGGAAUGGUCUUUUAUCAACAGCAACUUGAAAUUUGCAGAGGCACCCUCAUGUCUGAUUAUUCAGAUGCCUCGAUUUGGAAAGGACUUCAAAAUGUUCAACAAAAUCUUUCCAUCACUGGAAUUAAAUAUCACAGACCUACUGGAAGACACUCCUAGGCAGUGCCGUAUCUGUGGAGGACUUGCAAUGUAUGAAUGCCGAGAAUGCUACGAGGAUACCGACAUUUCUGCUGGGAAGAUCAAGCAGUUUUGCAAAACCUGCAACACUCAGGUUCACCUUCAUCCCAAAAGGCAGAGUCAUAAAUUCAAUCCAGUGUCUCUCCCUAAAGAUCUACCAGACUGGGAUUGGAGACACGGCUGCAUACCUUGUCAGAAGAUGGAGUUAUUUGCCGUUCUUUGUAUAGAGACAAGCCACUAUGUGGCUUUCGUUAAAUAUGGCAAGGGGGACUCUGCUUGGCUCUUCUUUGACAGCAUGGCUGAUCGGGAUGGAGGACAGAAUGGCUUUAAUAUCCCUCAAGUGACUCCAUGCCCAGAAGUUGGCGAGUACCUGAAAAUGUCCCUUGAGGAAUUGCAUUCGCUGGACUCCAGAAGAAUUCAAGGCUGUGCACGAAGGCUACUUUGUGACGCUUAUAUGUGCAUGUAUCAGAGCCCAACAAUGAGCUUGUACAAGUGAAAAGUUGUUGUCUGGAAGAAGGGAAGCAGCUUCCCAGCGACUUGACUGUGGCCCAAGAAGAUUCAGCAGGACUGUCGGCGCACUUGCUUGUGCAUCUGUUGCCGGCAAUGGAUGCUUCAAAGGGGGUGGAAAGCAAAUGUCUAUGGCAAAAGAAGUGCAUAUUUUAAAGAAGGGGUGAAAAAACCUUACAAUGCAAUGUUCUGUUGCUAAAGUACUUAAUAAGCAUUUUGCACUCUAGGAAGUGCGUGUGUGUGCGUGUAGGGUUUUUCUAAAAAAAUAAAAAGUCUAAAUGAAGCUAUUAAAAUGUUUAGGCUGCAAUUUCAGAGGAGUUGUGUACAUGGAGUGAAGUUUUAUGUGUUUCAAAAUUGCCUUGUGGAAUUUUCUGCAUUGACCUCAUCCAGGGAACCACAAAGCCUAGGGGAGAGGGCUGUAUUAAUAUGUGUGUUUUUUCCAGCAUUGUAUAGGUUGUACAAUCAAGGCACUUCACCUCUGUAAUACACUGGAUGCUGGCCUGAAUCUUGGCACUGAGGCUUUUGUUUUGCUUAUUUUGACCUGGUAUAAGCUAAAUCACAAGAAGAACAAAACAUUUUUAUUGUGUUGAGUAAGUGUGCAAAACACAUUAGCUGUCUGUUUCCUCCAUUGUAUUCCCCUGGACCAAGAAUGCUCAGUGUUCCCUUUGUUGCUAAUGGUUGCCUGCUGGAAAACGGCGAAGAUUAAGCUGGUGUAAAUGUUCUGUAGCUACAAGUUGGUGUUUAGACUGAUUCCCAUAGCUGGAAGCAUUUCGGAGUUUUCCUUCAUCCACACAACUCACUCAGUCUAUUCUGUGAACUGGAUGCUGUUUGCAGGAUCAUCUCUGAGCAGGUUGUGUGGAUGACUCAUUCUGAUGUCAUGCUUCCAUAUUGGGUGCACCCACAUAAAAUUCUUCUGAAAGGUAUUUCCAUUACAUUGGCACUGUGUUCAAGCUUGACUUUCAGUGGAACUUUGCUUUUAAAAACUGCUUCUUAUACUCUGGUAUUCUCCUACGUUUGGAAAACUCCUUAGCAAACUUCCCGCAUGUUUGCUUUCAUGAUUUUUUUAACCCCCCUGCCCUGACACUGCCCAGUCACUUGGAACUUCUGACUCCAGUGUAGUUUUACUUCUGAGAGUCAAAGACCAUCCUAUGACUUGCAGCUGUGAUUGGUAAAAAGAAGGUGGCAAAGUUGAUUUAGAAAGGUUCAAAAACAGCACGGAUGUUAAAGAGCUAACCUUUUUAAAGUGUCUUUUUCCAGUGUGUGUGUGUGUGUGUGUGUGUGUGUGUGUGUGUGUGAGAAAAUCAAAUCUAGGUCACAUAAGGAAUUCAGCCGUGUAGUAUAUGUACACCGCAGUCUUUCUUUGAGGGGAAACGAUGUCUCCACUGCUCACUAUGCUAAGGCAUUACUGGUGAGGAAGUUCUGUUGCUGUGGUUUUCCCUACGGUUGGUGUGAUUGCCAAUCAAGGUAGUACAGAAUAAUAGGCUGGGGCAGCCAACCUGGUGUCCUUCAGAUGCUGUUGGACUACAACUUACAUCACCUGUCACCAUCGGCCAGGGUGGUUGGGGCUGAUGGGAAUCCUGAUAACAGUUGAAGUCCACCAUGUUGGUUACCCCAAAAAUAGUCUUUUGUCCUUAUUCUGCUUGCCUGUAUGGGACUAUCAGGCAAGGGACUAUCACCUUGCUUUUGUGAGGUGGAUUUGACAGUAUUUGAUUUGAGAGUGCAAUACAUACCUUCAAGUUGUUGGGAUAAAAUAUCCCCUCCAGACACCCAUGCAUAAUAUUAAUAGGUUCAAGGCACAAUGCAGCAUCCUUGACAGUAUGUUCAGCUUUUUGCCUCAGGAAACAUCAUUGGCUCGGAAGUCUGUAGUCUAUAAAAUGGAAGCUGAUGCUUUAGACUGAAUUUAUUUUCUUUCCUUUUUUUAGGAGAUGGCUUACACAUUUAUCAUAUUAAAAGGAUCAAGUAAGGUCUGUGUGUAGUCAAACCAUUUGACUUGCUGCUCAGUACAUAUGAAAAGUUACUUGUUGCUUUCAAGUAUCUUGUAGUGUAUUUAAUAUUUUUAUGAACUGUUGAGUCUAAUAGUUCUCUGCAGUGGGAAAAAUAUCUCCUGUUGUAGUUGCCUUAAGUAUUUCGUUUUUAAAAAGAGCAGUGAAAUGCACAUCCAGUACGAACAAAAUUUGAAUGUGGCAAGGAGAAAUUGUAGUCUCUUUUUUUUCUUUUUUAGCUUGGGGUGGGUGAGUGGGUAGACACCAUGAGUAGUCUUAGGUCAGGUUGCUGAUUGGAAACGGGAGUAAGAGACACUUAGGGCUGCUUUGGAUGAAUUUUUGCUGCAGUGCAGGCUUGCACCCACACACCUGGUUGCCUCAUAAGCAUCCAGGCCUGCUAAACAUGUGGGAUGCAAUGUCUGCAUCAUCUACAUAGGACUAAAUUCCACUUGGUUUGGGAUGCGAACUGUGUAUUCAUUAAGUCGCAUAAAAUGAAAUCGUCCAUCUUCUCCCCACCUCCACCUUGUGUUGGUUCACUUUUAAGUUGCCACUUUGUUUUGCUGCAAUAUAGCAGAGGUGGCAAAAGCCCCUGGAGCUAUGUAGUGAAAUGGCUGGGACUCCUACCCAGCGCCCAAUACCUGCCACCUGCUUUCUCAACCCCAAGACAACUCCUGUCAUUUACUUUUCCCCUAGUCCACAACUGUCUCACAACUUCUUUCCUGCUACUUUGGAAGUGGCUGCUGUUGCCCCAUUGGCUGCAACCCUCUGGGUGAGGGCAUAAAGGAGGAUGAGACAAGGCUUCAUCUUGAAUAAGACUUUUUAAAAAAAAGUUCCAUUUUAGAUUGCACUCAAUUUGCAGACAGUGGCUCUUAAUUUGGAAGUAAAAAAGACCUUCAGGCAAGUAACGGUACAGGUUCAGCAGCAGACGCAGGGCUCAGGCAUCAUGAUCCAGGAGUAGGGAAAGAAAUUCAGAAGUGACAGAAGUUGCCCCAAGCUUUUGAAGAUGAGGAGUGAUUUGUUCCCUUUCCUUGUGGAAAUGCAGAGUUUGCAAGGUCCUGCUCCGUUGGGGCGGUCGUCUCUCAUCCCAUCUGCAAAGGGGGCACCUGGUUCUGACCAGGAAAGGCUGCAGCUUCCUGUUCAGGUGUUGUUCAGUCCUCACCACCUCUUGUUCAGCCCCCACCCCCACCCCAAUAAUCAAAGCCUUCCUCUGCCUCUACUGAGACUUCACGCACCAGCCAGCAUGCCUGCUCCCCCUGCCAAAGCAACUGAAAUCAGAGUGGGACGGGGAUAUCUUCCCUCUUUUGGCCCAAGUUCCCCAAUUCCUCUCUUCCCCCACCCCCGUUUCUUCCACUUCGUCCUCUGCCUGAUCCCGACUCCAUAUAGUACCCAGGCUUUUUGAAAGCUGCUGUAUUCUUUAGUGCUAUUUUGGUAACCCUAAUACAGAUUUUGGGAUAUUUCUUAUAGGCCAACACCGCUACCAUUUAUACUAGUGUUUGUUCUCAUUCAUUUAGAACAAGAUUGCACCGUUCCCCCUUUUGCAUCUAUGCUGCUGUUAUCUGUAAACUAUUAACUGUGGCCCUAAGGUUUGUGUGUGUGCUUCCCAGCUUCCCUGAAGAUACCAAAACAGUUUGCAAAACUACUGUUUCCGAUAGUGAGGGAAAUUGUUUGACUUUAAAAAAUCCCAUUUUAUAUACUUUCCACUGUAUUCACAAUGCUCAGGGCAGCUGACAGUAAAUCUAAAUAAUUUAAAACAGUGCAGCAAAGAAAACCACCUUUGGCAAAAUGUUCUCUUGGAGGUCGUUCUUACUUGCUGCAGGCUGUUGAGCAGGUAGCCUAUGCUAGAGGCAUGUGUGAAUAGGGCCUGGCACAACACUGCUUCCUGGUCUCCAUCAAUUGCCUCAGUUUUCCGGUCUUAAAUCUGAGGCCAGACGUAAAAUUGAAUCAUGGUGAGACAAUGGUAAAAUGUUAACUGACAAAAGUGAAGUGGAUAAAGCAUUUUAGAGCAGAAAUGCUUUCGGCAUCUCUCUGAUGAUUCAUAUUUUUGAGGGAGGGAUAACUUUCCACUGCAAAAGUACACAGGGUUUGUUCCUGAGACUUGUGGAUGCAACAGGCUACAGAUUUGGCCUGCAUGUUACAACUGUACAGGUCAAACACCUUUCAUAAACUUUUGGGAAGGAGAUUAAACUAUAUGUGGGGGUGGGCUGUUGUUGUUUUUGCAGUGGAGGAACUGUGACUUGUGAACUUAAAUUGUCCAACUUUCUGGAAAUCUUUUAAGUUUGAUCCUGUUUAUAAAAUUCAAACUACUACUUAUACUGCAGCCACACAUAAUGAUUUGCCCGGUUAGCCCCUUGAUGCAAAGCAAACUAAACUCCCUUAGGAGGGAUUGCUUUAGAUCAAGGGUAACCUGGCCUUCAUCGAUGCUUUAAGGACCUGUGUUUGCUUUCGGGUGUACUGCUCUGGGACAUUGGACGGAGCUGAGAACUGCUCCCCUUUUUCCCUGUUCUGUUGCAAAACACCUUCCCUGUCUGGUUUGCAAUGGAGAGGAGAUUACCUUGUCAGAUAUUACCUGUGGCUUGCCAUAGUUUGGCUUUUGCAAAAUAUGUAUGAGCCACUUGCAGGAAACAAUCGGGGACUUGGCUGCCCCAUUUAUCCCACCCCAGCCCAGCCCAGCACACAUGGUCUGUGAAAGGAGUAAAAGACCCCUUCUUUUGAACCUUUGAAAAACACCCUCUUCUUCAUUUGUAGCAUUUUCUGGUUCUGUUGCUCGUAAUCCUGGUGUUUUGUUACUUGUGUUCUGAAUGCUGUUGCAGCAAUCUUUCCCACUUUGCUUUUGUGGCUUCUGUUACUUGACUCUAUGAGAAGCCUUAAAUAUUUAAAAUAAGACCCUUGUGGAAAUGUGCAAGAGGAUGAGAGACGCGGGUGAGGUGGCUAAGACACUGUUUAUGAUCAUGUAACUUGUGGAGCUUCUUCUCCUGCUCCACUGGCUGGGUAGUUGGUGGGGAGUAGCAAAAUCGAACGUAUCUGUACUUUAGGGGCCUUGUUCCUUAUGCCUUUCUUAUUUUAAACUCAACAAAGCAUUGAGAGCUGGCAUUGUGUACAGUGAGACAGCAUGCAUCCCAAUACUUGGGCUGCCUCCAUUGAAAAGUGCUCUGUGUGUGUGUGUGUGUGUGUGUGUGUGUGUGGAGGUGGUGUAUAUAAUAAGCCCUGUUUUUUGUGGUGGUUUUUGAUCUGUGGUGGUGGUUUUCCCAUCUUCAAAUCAUCAUCACUUGCUGUCGCAGUUCCUCCCUAGCAGUUAUGCAUCUGUGAACUCUCCUUUCUGACUGUGAUGUGAAAUAGAGAAGAAGAAAAAAAUAAUCUAGCGUCAUCUUUACAUAUCUCAUCCCCUCAAAAACAACCAAACAAAAUCCUCCCACGCACCCUGGUUUCCUUCCUCUUUUGUAUUGCGCAUUGUAGUUUUGGCAUUCUGAAACUGUCCUUUUAAUCCUCUCAUGUCAACUAUACAAAGGUGAACAUUUAAACACUCGCAUAUACAGAACGAAAUGUCUACAGAUGUGGAAUCAUUUUGUUUCUAGGUCGUGUUUCAGGUUUCCCCGCAGACGUUGCAACUUUAGCACGGUGCCCAAACCCUGGUGUCGUGCUCCCAGGGCUGAGAUGGUUACAGAAGAGCUGCGUUUGUGUGAACGUGAAGGUGGAACUUUUUAUUUUUCUUCAGAAUGCCUCUCUUGAGGUUUUGGGUUUUAUUUAUUCCGCCAUUGUAACAAAGCGUGUUUUGCAUUGGCCUGCACAAUCCUGGUGUUUUGGUUAAAUAAACAUCCUGUGCUCGAGUGCAGUCGUCUCCUCGGUAGAUUGUCUCCACCAAGAGCUUAGAGAAGUGUUUUAUAUCGGGUUGCUGUAAUUAAGCCUUAAUUUCCCAGAGAAGAGACUGUACCAUAUCCUAUUUCUGUAUUAAUAUUUAUUAAAACUUAUCAUUUUUA